AUGGCACAGACAUCCAAGAUCAGAAUAUCUAUCGACCGGGGCGGCACAUUUACUGAUGUGCAUGCUUCAAUACCUGGGAAGCCAGAUAUCAUAUUGAAAUUGUUGUCGGUAGAUCCUUCGAAUUAUCAGGAUGCGCCAACGGAAGGGAUUCGACGAGUUUUGGAACUGGCCACAGGAGAAUCGUUCCCCAGAGGCAAGCCCCUUAGAAUGACCCAUAUCGAUAGACUUCGGAUGGGUACGACGGUAGCAACAAAUGCCCUGUUGGAGAGAAAGGGCUCAAAAUCUGCUUUGAUAACCACGAAAGGCUUCAAAGACUUGCUACUGAUUGGCAAUCAAUCAAGACCCAAGAUUUUCGACCUGUCAGCUCGCAAGCCGGAAGUGCUCUAUGAAAAGGUUGUCGAGCUCAAUGAGCGAAUCAUCCCUUGCCCACAAAACAGCCAAAGCCACAGAUAUCCUGAGUGUCGCUUAGUAGAGGGUACGACAGGUGAAAAGUUUCGCAUCCUUCAAGAGCUUGAUAACGAAGAGGUAUCAAUGAACCUGAAGAUGCUCUGGCAAGAUGGGUACAGGUCAAUUGCUGUAGCAUUGCUACACUCCUAUGCAUACCCAGACCACGAACUGAGGAUAGGCCGACUUGCACUGUCGAUGGGGUUCUCAGUCGCUCUAUCUUCAACCCUACAACCCAUGAUCAAAGUGGUUCCUCGAGGCAUGUCAGCUUCUGCCGAUGCUUAUUUGACACCAGUCAUCAAAAGCUACAUCGACUCCAUCAAUUCAAACUUCGAAGGUGGUCUUGAAAAUUCUCAUGGUUGCCGCUUUGAAUUCAUGCAAUCUGAUGGAGGACUUGUUGAUUUCCGAAGUUUCAGUGGUCUCAAAGCCAUCCUUUCAGGUCCGGCGGCAGGAGUUGUAGGCUUCGCUGCCACAAGCUGGGAUGAGCACGAGCAAGUUCCCGUAAUCGGCUUUGAUAUGGGCGGCACUUCAACGGACGUGUGUCGAUUCGACGGGAACUUUGAGCACGUGUUUGGUGCAACUAUUGCCGGCGUUUCCAUACAAUCACCACAGCUCGAUAUAAACACCGUCGCCGCAGGUGGAGGAUCGAUCCUCUCAUGGAAGAACGGCCUCUUCUUAGUUGGUCCAGAGUCAGCAUCUGCUCACCCGGGCCCUGCUUGUUAUCGCAAGGGCGGACCGCUUACAGUCACCGACGCAAAUCUGUUCCUCGGUAGACUGCUGCCAGAGUAUUUUCCUAAGAUAUUUGGACCGAACGAGGACCAGCCAUUGGACCGAGAAAUCACUACACAGAAGUUCCAUGAACUUACAGAGUCGAUCAACAAGGAACAGAUUGAGAAGGGGAGAGCUGCAUUCACACCCGAAGAAGUUGCCCUGGGAUUUUUAAAGGUCGCAGAUGAGUCCAUGGCUCGGCCAGUUCGCAACUUGACUGAGGCCCGUGGAUUCGAGACCUCGUCUCAUCAUCUCGCCUCGUUCGGCGGUGCUGGUGGACAACAUGCAUGUUCUGUCGCCGCGACACUUGGUAUCUCGCGCAUCAUCAUACACAAAUACUCGUCUGUGCUUUCUGCUUAUGGUUUGGCAUUGGCCGAUGUGGUCAAGGAAGCUCAAGAACCAGUCUCUACCGAGUAUCUCGCAUCUCAAUCACAACUUCGCAAGAAGUUCGAAGGUAUAAUUACGCGGUCAACUUCAGACUUGAUGUCGCAAGGCUUCCAGCUUGAUCGGAUUCGGCACCAACUCUACCUCAAUAUGCGGUACGAAGGGUCUGACACGAACCUGAUGAUCCUCAAGCCGGAUACCAGUUGGGAUUUUGCCACAGAAUUUCGAGAGAGACACCGCAGAGAGUUUGGGUUUACCUUUGAGAAGCCUUUGCUUGUCGACGACGUCCGGGUUAGGUCUAUCGCCUCGUCCAACAACCACGCCGAGCAGAGUCCUAAAGCCCAAUUGAAAGCCCAACCCAUCAGGGACAUGCAACAACCACCCAAAGAGGUGGCAAAGGUGUAUUUCGAAACCACUGGACACAUUGACACUCCAGUCCACUUGUUGAAGAGUAUCGACAAGUACACCCGCAUCCAAGGACCAGCCAUCAUCAUCGACGAAACACAAACAAUUGUAGUCGCACCAGAUACGGUGGCAAAUGUUCUCGAAACCUGCAUAGUCCUGGAUUUGAAGGACGAGAAGCCAUCAUCUCCACAUUUUCCCUCCCCUACCGCUUCAUUAUCGACCGAACAGAUUGCCAUCGAUCCGGUACGCCUGUCAAUAUUUGGACACCGCUUCAUGUCCAUCGCCGAACAAAUGGGCCGCACACUCCAGAAGACAUCGGUUUCAACCAACAUCAAAGAACGUCUCGAUUUCUCAUGUGCGCUCUUCUCGCCCGACGGCGGCCUCGUGGCCAACGCACCACACGUGCCCGUCCACCUGGGAUCCAUGCAAUUCGCGGUACGAUACCAACACAACAGAUGGCUCGGACAACUGAAAGACGGCGACGUCCUCGUCUCCAACCACCCCAGCUGCGGCGGGACCCAUCUCCCCGACAUCACGGUGAUCACGCCCGUGUUCGACCGCCCCGGCGGAUCCGAGAUUGUCUUUUACGUGGCGUCGCGCGGGCACCACGCAGACAUUGGCGGCCUGCUACCGGGAUCGAUGCCGCCCAAGUCGACGGAACUCUGGCAAGAAGGCGCGGCCAUCGAGUCAGACAAGAUCGUGAACAAUGGCGUCUUCGACGAGGCCAGGAUGACGGAACUCCUCCUCCACGAGCCGGCCAAGUACGAAGGGUGUUCCGGCACACGGUGCCUCGCCGACAACCUGUCGGACCUCAAGGCACAGAUCGCGGCCAACACGCGCGGGAUCCAGCUCAUCCAGAAACUGAUAGCUGAGUACGGGCUCUCGUGCGUCCAAGCGUACAUGUACGCGAUCCAGAGCACAGCCGAGGUCGCGGUGCGCAACCUGCUCCGCGAACUGCACUCUUGUUUCGGCGGCCGUCCUCUCGAAGCGGUCGACUACAUGGACGACGGAACGCCCAUACGUCUGCGCAUCACCAUCGACGCGGCGUCGGGGUCGGCCACGUUCGACUUCGCGGGCACCGGGGCCGAGGUGUACGGCAACACGAACGCGCCCGUGGCCAUCACGCAUUCGGCCAUCAUCUACUGUCUGCGGUGCAUGAUCGACUCGGACAUCCCGCUGAACCAGGGCUGCCUGGCGCCCAUCCGUAUCCAGAUCCCUCCGCGCUCGCUGCUCUCGCCGUCGCGCACGGCGGCCGUGGUCGGCGGCAACGUGCUCACGUCGCAGCGCAUCACGGACGUCGUGCUCAAGGCGUUCCGGGCGUGUGCGGCAUCACAGGGGGACACGAACAACCUCACUUUCGGCACUGGGGGCAAGUCAGAGGAGGACGGGUCGCACGUCGACGGGUUCGGGUACUACGAGACGAUUGCGGGCGGGAGCGGCGCGGGACCGAGCUGGUCCGGCCAGAGCGGCGUGCACACACACAUGACCAACACGUGCAUCACAGACCCGGAGAUUCUGGAGAAGAGGUACCCCUGCGUGCUACGCCAGUUUACUCUGCGCGAGGGAUCCGGCGGUGUCGGUGCACGGCCUGGAGGGGACGGCGUGGUGAGGGAGAUUGAGUUUCUCGAGCCGGUGCAGUGUUCGAUCUUGAGUGAGAGGAGGGUCCAUAGGCCGUAUGGUAUGGAAGGGGGAGGCAAGGGCCAGGAAGGACUGAACCUGUGGGUCACAAAGGAUGACGAGACGGGCCAAGAGAGGAGAGUCAAUCUCGGUGGGAAGAACACGGUCAAGGUGAAGAGAGGAGACAGGGUCGUGAUCAUGACACCUGGUGGUGGUGCUUGGGGAGCGAAGGAGGAAUAG
Molecule: messenger RNA, 3858 nt
Organism: Exophiala spinifera
Lineage: Eukaryota; Fungi; Ascomycota; Eurotiomycetes; Chaetothyriales; Herpotrichiellaceae
Exons: 1
Coding region: 1-3858 (1285 amino acids)
Biological process (GO): glutathione metabolic process
Cellular component (GO): cytosol
Molecular function (GO): 5-oxoprolinase (ATP-hydrolyzing) activity
Source: RefSeq, a predicted model, not a curated record